AUGCGGGAGACAAGGCACGGAAUGCAGGAUGCUCGGGCCCUCAGCGCCGACACUUUGCCACUUCACCUCCGUCGACCCUUCAUCACUGAGAGUUCAAACGUGAAAGAGAUUGAGGCUCAAAAUUUUAGAACAAAGGACAGGCGCCAAGAUUCACACGCGCACGUCACCAAACAAAUGGCCCCCGCAUUGGACAUCUCCCCAGUGGAGGAGGUGCAAGAUGUGCUCUCUAAUCCCCUCAAGCAAAAGCCCCAGUUAAUAUGCGCAUCGGCGCCCAAGGGGCCCGAUCCGGAGAUACCCCUCAUCUCGGCGCGGCUUGAGGGCGUCAAGCACAAGAUCCUCGUGCUGAGCGGCAAGGGCGGGGUGGGCAAGAGCACCUUUACCAGCCUGCUAGGCCACGCGUUUGCCACCAAUCCGGACACGACGGUGGGCAUCAUGGACACGGACAUUUGCGGGCCCAGCAUCCCCAAAAUGAUGGGGGUCGAGAAUGAGACGAUCCACAUCAGCGCCGCCGGGUGGUCGCCUGUCUGGGUGAUGGACAACCUAGGCGUGAUGAGCAUCCAGUUCAUGCUGCCGAACAAGGACGAUGCCAUCAUCUGGCGAGUGGGGGAGAUGGAUUUCCUGCUGGUCGACACGCCGCCAGGCACAAGCGACGAACACCUAAGCGUCAACACUUUUCUCAAAGAGAGCGGGAUCGACGGCGCCGUCCUUGUGACCACGCCGCAAGAGACGUCGCUUCUCGACGUGCGCAAGGAGAUUGACUUCUGCCGCAAGGCUGGUAUCCGGAUCCUCGGCUUGGCGGAGAACAUGAGUGGCUACGUCUGCCAUUCGUGCAAGCACGUUAAUCGCAUCUUUCGCGCUACAACGGGCGGGGCCAAGAAACUCGCUGAGGAGCAAGGAAUUCCGUAUCUCGGGGCCGUCCCUCUCGAUCCCAGAAUCGGGAUUGCCUGCGACUACGGGGAGAGCUACUUUGAUUCCUUCCCGGACAGCCCAGCAUGCACUGCCUUUAUGGGUGUCGUGAAGGGUGUUGCGGAACAGCUUGGGCUAGACAUCGACAAGGUUCUACCACCGGGAGAGUAG
This is a messenger RNA of Parascedosporium putredinis, 1077 nucleotides long. The record is from the annotation of a GenBank genome assembly. NCBI's taxonomy places the organism in Eukaryota, Fungi, Ascomycota, Sordariomycetes, Microascales, Microascaceae.